Messenger RNA from Acanthosepion pharaonis, 1125 nucleotides. The record is from the annotation of a GenBank genome assembly. Lineage: Eukaryota; Metazoa; Mollusca; Cephalopoda; Sepiida; Sepiidae.
AUGCGUCCGGAGAGAGAAAAAAAAAAAGGAAAAAGAGCGUGGGAGGAGAUAACAAAGGAAAAAUGUUCAUAUCUAUCUAUCUAUCUAUCUAUCUAUCUAUCUAUCUAUCUAUCUAUCUAUCUAUCUCAUUCUGCUCAUAUCUAUCUAUCUAUCUAUCUAUCUAUCUAUCUAUCUAUCUAUCUAUCUAUCUAUCUAUUUCAAUCUAGUUAUAUCUGUCUAUUUCAGUCUGUUCAUAUUCAUCUAUCUCAUCUGCAUAUCUGCUAUCUAUCAUCUAUCUAUCUAUCUAUCUAUCUAUCUAUCUAUCUAUCUAUCUAUUUCAAUCUAGUUAUAUCUGUCUAUUUUAGUCUGUUCAUAUUUAUCUAUCUAUCUAUCUAUCUAUCUAUCUAUCUAUCUAUCUCAUUCUGCUCAUAUAUUCUAUCUCUAUCUAUCUAUCUAUCUAUCUAUUUCAUUCUAGUUAUAUCUAUCUAUUUCAGUCUAGUUAUAUCUAUCUAUUUCAGUCUGUCUAUCUAUCUAUCUAUCUAUCUAUCUAUCUAUUCAUUCUGCCCUAUCUAUCUAUCUAUCUAUUAUCUAUCUAUCUAUUAUAUUAUAUAUAAUUUUGCUCAUAUCUAUCUAUCUAUCUAUCUAUCUAUCUUAUUUCAUUCCGUUAUCUAUUCAUCUAUCUUUAUUUCAUUCUUCAUCAUAUCUAUCUAUCUAUCUAUCUAUCUAUCUAUCUAUCUCAUUCUUACUUUCUUUUUGAUCUCCUUUCUCUUUUGGCAACCACUCCUUUUUGGAGCAUACUUUCUUUCUGGUGUCCAUUCUGCUUUGGUAAGCACUUCAUUUUGGGGUGUACUUUCAUUUUGGUGUCCAUUCUGUUUUAGUAACCACUCCUUUUUGGGCGUUCUUUCUUUUUGGGGUCCAUUCUGUUUUGCACUUGCAUCUUUCUUUCUUUUCUUAUCUCUUCCCGUUCAUUCAUUCAUUCUUCCUUUCUUUUACUCCUCACUUUACCCAAUGAAUCUUUCUAUAUCCACUUGUUUUUUUUUUUGCUUCUUUUGUCCGUCUCCUCCCCCAUUUUCUUAUGCAUUUUUUAACGUUUCUUAUCUUUUAAAAUACACUCUUUCUUUUCUCUCACCCUCUGUCUCGCUUUGA